This is a messenger RNA of Styela clava, 1254 nucleotides long. RefSeq names its product UDP-glucose 4-epimerase-like. The record is from RefSeq and is a predicted model, not a curated record. Gene Ontology annotation, molecular function: UDP-glucose 4-epimerase activity. Gene Ontology annotation, biological process: beta-D-galactose catabolic process via UDP-galactose, Leloir pathway. Gene Ontology annotation, cellular component: cytosol. Lineage: Eukaryota; Metazoa; Chordata; Ascidiacea; Stolidobranchia; Styelidae.
AACUUGAUCCUGAAAUUUACUGACCCACGCCGAAGCUCGUUGAUUAUCAUUAUGGGGUCGACGGGAAAAACUAUACUGGUAGCAGGGGGUGCUGGCUAUUUGGGAUCUCAUGCCGUCGUGGAGCUUUUGAACGCUGGUCACCGGGUUGUCGUCGUAGACGACUUGUCAAAUUGCCAAGAAAAUUCAGAAGAUAUAAAUGAAUUCCCUCCGUCGUUAGUCCGAGUAAAACAAAUCAGUGGAAAAGAAUGUCUUCAUUAUGCCAAUGUAAACGUAUGUGAUAAGGCAAGUUUGAGUGCUGUAUUUGACAACUUCAACAUUGAUACAGUGUGCGAUUUUUCUGGUAAAAAAGCAGUCGGGGAAAGCACAAAAAUGCCUAUGCUCUACUACAAAACCAACUUGACUGGGACUAUGCAACUUCUUCGUUGCAUGAAAGAGCAUAACGUCAAGAAUUUCCUAUUCAGUAGCUCAUGUACUGUGUACGGAGCGCCUGAUCCCAAGACCUUGCCUAUGAAAGAGACUGGCCAAGUGGGCAUGUGCCAUUGUCCCUAUGCCAAAAGCAAGUUGUUUUGUGAAAGUUUGCUUGAAGACAUGACAAUUGGUGCGCCUGAUUAUUGGAAAAUUGUUAUCAUGAGAUACUUCAACCCUGUUGGAGCUCACGAGUCCGGACUGCUAGGUGAAGAUCCAAAAGGAGAUCCACAAAAUUUAUUGCCAAAGCUGGCACAAGUUGCAAUUGGAAAAAGACCUAUUCUGAAUUUGUAUGGAAAUGAUUAUUCAACUACGGAUGGGACACCAAUACGGGAUUACGUGCAUGUUAUGGACGUUGCAAAGGCACAUUGUAGUGCUAUAAAUAAGUUAGACUUUAUAAAGGGCCUUUCUGUCUAUAACAUUGGGACUGGCAAAGGAAAAUCUACGUGGGAUAUGAUACGAGAGUUCGAGAAAGCAUGUGGUAUGGAAAUACCCUUACAAAUAUGUGAUCGAAGGCCGGGAGACGUUCCAGCAAUUUUUUCCGAUACAAGUAAAGCCGAAAGAGAUCUUGAUUGGAAGGCGGAGCGAACUCACCAACAGAUGUGUGAAGAUUUAUGGAGAUUUUACACUCUAAACCCGAAUGGAUAUCAAGAUAUAUCCGCGUUGACAGAAGCUGGAAUAGCUAUUUAAAAAGCGACUUCGAUGACCGUCAAUGAAUUGUUUAUUAUUUUUGAAGUCCGUGACCAAAUUCUUAGUAAUAUUUAAUCUUGAUUAAAUGCUGAAUAUCUA